CUCGUUCGUUCUCUGCUCUGCGUGUAGCGCCCGCUGGUGCACCCCGACGACCUCUGCACCUCCUCCCGGCACCUGCUACAACAUAUCGUGCCUCGCGUGACACGACCAUUGUCUGGACUAUUCUGUGCCUGCAGAAAUUUCUUUAAAUCACAGCAGGCACUCCGUCGUCCCACAACCAUGCCAAAGCCUCUGCAAAAGCGCGGCAGGCGCAUGAAGCGGAAGCAUGAGGACGGUCCAGAAGAAGAGGUCACUGGAACGUCUCCCAAACGACAAAAAUCAAGCGACGAGAAUCCCACCGGACCACUCCCCGAAUCGAAUUUCAUGUCCUUGCAAGACGCGGACGGGGACAUGUCUGGAGCCUAUCCUAGUGGCGGAGGUACCGAAAAGGCCUUCUUCGGCGUUCUGGACGAACAGGAACAAGAGUACUUCAAAAAUGCUGAUUCUCUGCUCGAGCAAAACGCUUUUCCCAACGCUGAAGAGCGCGCUGCCUUCCUACAGAGCGUGUUCAGAGAAGCAGACGACAAGGCGCUAAAACUUGCCCAAAGCCAGUCCUGCUCGCGAGUAUUGGAGCGGCUGAUCAAAUUGUCGACUGCUGCCCAAUUGAAAAGCUUAUUCCAGAAGCUCAGUGGCAACUUCAUACACCUGCUUUCACAUCGAUUUGCAUCGCAUUGCUGUGAGUCGCUGUUCACAUAUGCCGCACCUCAUGUCAGUGAUGAGCUCAAAGCCAAGCCAUCUGAUCUCAAGUCCCACAAUCCCGACGAUGUAUUCGUCUCCAUGGAAACUUUAUUCCUGCACACCUUAGCCGAGCUUGAGGGCAACUUUGGCUAUCUCUUGACAGAGAAAUAUGCGUCUCAUGCUCUGCGCAUUCUGCUACUCGUGCUCGCGGGAGAACCGAUCUCAACAGACUCAAUGAAAAGUCUGCUGCGAAGCAAACGCAAGGAAGGGAUUAAUGGCAAGGGUGGGGAGGAUGCUACUGGAAAGUCGCGAGUGGUGCCCAAAUCGUUUUCGACUGCCUUGGAGAAGUUAAUUAGUGACAGCGUGGCUGGUCUUGAUACCGAUAAGCUGCGAGGUUUGGCCACUCACCCGAACGCGAAUCCGACACUCCAGGUUUUGCUCACCAUCGAGCUUACACACUACGGGAAACAGCGUGGCAAAGAUGAGAAAUCGAUCAUACGCACAUUAUUGCCUGACGAGCCGUUCACAGCAGAGUCUCACAGUGCAGCGUUCCUUUCCGGCCUGGUUUACGAUCCCAUCGGCUCUCAUCUGGUCGAGAAAAUCAUCCAACAUGCUCCUUCGAAGCUAUUCAAGAGCAUGUACAAAACCUUUUUCAAGGAGCGUCUAGCAUCUCAUGCGAGGAAUGAAGUCGCAACGCACGUUGUGUGUCGAAUACUGGAGCGAUUAGGCUACGACGAUCUACUCGAAGCUCACGAAAUCCUGGUGCCGGAGAUACCUGGCCUACUACAGAAGCGCUGGACUUCGAUGACGCAGACGAUGAUUGAGCGCUGUACUGUGCGAGACAUUGAUACCCAGGCGAUUGCUGUACAGAUUGAUCGGUUUUACCAGGGCGGGAAGGGCUUCGACAUCGCGAAGAUGCUCUUUGUGACUGAAGAGCCCGGUCACGCAGAAAAAACUGCCAAUGCCUCCAAUCCAGGUGGUCCUACUGGGACUGGUUCCAACACAACAGCCACAUACUUUCCGCGACCUGCUGAGCCGACCAAAGUGCAUUUCAAUAUUCUCGCUCAAGCUAUGCUGCUCGUUCCAGGGUCCCUAAGCUCGUUGAUUCUCGAUGCAUUGAUUGAUCUUGACAAGUCCACCAUACUCAUGAUGUCCAAGGACUACAUCGUGACGAGAACUAUUCAACAUGCCCUCACUACGAAGAAUGCUUCGAUGGUGACGAGGAGAAAGCUGAUUGCUCGAUUUCAAGGAAACAUUGGAGAUAUGGCUCUGGACAAGUCUGCGUCGCAUGUUGUAGAUUGCAUUUGGGAGGGGACGCAUGGGCUUGCGUUCAUUCGAGAGCGUAUAGCGGAAGAGCUGGCCGAGAAUGAAGCUGCCUUGCGCGAGUCACCGAGCGGAAGAGCUGUGUGGAAGAAUUGGAAGAUGGACAUAUACAAGAGGAGGCGGCAGGAAUGGGUCAGACAAAGCAGAAUCAAGGCUAGCAACGACGGAUUUCAAGCGUUCUCCGAGAUUGAGGCCAAGCAAGAGAGUGGCACUAAGAAGACACCACUCCAGAUGGCAAGAGAACGGCAUGCACAGAACAAGGCCAAGUCUGAAAAGAAGGAGAGGGAGAUGAUGCAAGAAGACGGAGACAUACAACCUACAACGGAAAAGAGGUCGAGGUCAAGCAAGAGUUCCCACGGCUCCAUGUCAAGCGCUAGCACUCGGCCGCAGCGCCUCCUAACAGCGGUGCAACAACUAGUCACGAGCUUCAUACAAAAGGCGGACGACGAUGCAUCAAGCAAAGCACAAGGCAAUAACACUGGAAAGCCAGUCGAUGGGCCUCGAAGUGUUUUGCUAGAGCAACACACUCCGAAGGAGCUGCGGCAUUUAAUGGGCUGUGUUCUGCCUGAGCAUGGUCUGGGUAGGGAUGGCUUCAUCGAUAUGGUCAAGAAAACAUUCCAAUACAGCGUAAACGUAUGGGAUCAAGGCUUCCUCGACAAGCUCUACGCCACAACCACGCCUGUCGGACUGGCCGCGGAUCUUGUGCUCAGCUCGCUCAACACGAACUUGCACGUCUACCAAGUCUCACCGGCCCUGACGAUCAUCGAGAAGCAGACUGCACGUGCGUUAGCUGAGCUCUUCGGGCUCACAGGUGUUAACUCGGGCGGCGUCAGUCAGCCUGGAGGAUCUGCUGCGAAUCAAUCCAGCAUGGUCAUUGCUCGCAACAAUCUUUUUCCCGAAACCAAGACUGAAGGCAAUGGUAGCAGACGGUUUGUGUUGUUCACUUCAGCUCAUGGCCACUAUAGUGUCGAGAAAGCCGCACAGAUGUUUGGAUUCGGGUCACAAGCUGUACGAGCCGUCGAUGUGGACGAGCGAGGUUGUAUGAUACCUGCUGCACUAGAUGCGGCGAUCGAAAAGGCCAAGAAUGACGGUGAAACGCCAUUCUACAUCAACGCUACUGCUGGCACGACCGUUCUGGGCUCAUUUGAUCCCAUCGACAAGAUCGCGCCCAUCGCACGCAAACAUGGCCUCUGGCUGCACGUUGACGGCAGUUGGGGCGGCUCGGUUGUCUUCAGUGACAAACAACGCUAUAAGCUUCGAGGGAUCGAGCUCGCAGACUCGAUUUCCAUCUGUCCCCACAAGAUGCUCAACGUCCCUCUGACCUGUUCCUUUCUCCUCGGUAAGGAUCUGAGAGAGUUCCACAAAGGCAUGACGCUGCCAGCAGGUUACCUCUUCCACAACGCCGACGAUGUGGACAACGGAAGCGCCAUCAAAACAGACCCUUCGAGUCUCAUCCUGGAUACCGAAGUCCAACAGGAGUUCUGGGAUCUGGCAGACCUGACGCCACAGUGCGGUCGACGUGGAGAUAGCUUGAAGCUCGCCCUCAGCUGGAUAUACUAUGGCACAGAAGGCUUCAGGGAUUACAUCGACCACGCCUUUGACAUUGCAGGAGGUAUGGCAGCUCACAUUGUGAGUUCGAAGCCAAAGUUCUCGUUGGUCUCGGAGAACCCUCCGCCUUGUUUGCAGAUUUGCUUCUAUUAUAACAAGCAGACGGGUGAAGGGGCGGCGGAGAAGAAUUGUGCCAUCACGGAGAAGAUCUGUCACGGGUUGAUAGCACGGGGAUUUAUGGUCGAUUAUGCGCCGGGAGAGGAAGGGAAGUUCUUUCGGGUUGUGGUCAAUGGACAGACGAGGAGAGAAACAAUCUUCGGCUUGACGAAUUCGAUUGAGGAGAUUGCUGAGCAACUGGGUCUGUAA
Molecule: messenger RNA, 3912 nt
Organism: Sphaerulina musiva SO2202
Lineage: Eukaryota; Fungi; Ascomycota; Dothideomycetes; Mycosphaerellales; Mycosphaerellaceae
Product: PLP-dependent transferase
Exons: 3
Coding region: 178-3912 (1244 amino acids)
Biological process (GO): carboxylic acid metabolic process
Cellular component (GO): cytoplasm
Molecular function (GO): RNA binding; carboxy-lyase activity; pyridoxal phosphate binding
Source: RefSeq, a predicted model, not a curated record